AUGGGAGAUGUUCAAUCUCCUCCCAACGUCACCGAGUAUCCUAUUGUGAACUCUCACCAGGGCUUAAACGCAAACGCUGCAAGUGUUUCGCCCAUUCUUCUAGACGAGAAGUCGAGGAUGGAAGCUCAAGGCAUCCCCCAUCUGCAGCAUCAGCAGUACGGCCCUCCGCAACAUGCCUUUUCGUCUCAACUCGACAUGGCUCAGCAGCCCGCAGCCGGUCGCCCCGGGAAUUUCAACAUGAACAACAUGGCGAACGCGCUGCCCCAGUCAAGCAUGAGGCAUGGGCAUUACGUGCCCGGUGGCCAGCCGCAGCAUCAACAGCAGCGAUUCAGCCCGGCCACAUCCUCGCCUUCGAUGAUGCCGCAGAUGCCACAGAUGGCUCCUCAGUAUCCUGGCCAAGGCGCGAUGCCCAUGGGAAACCCGCAAUACUACAUGCCGCAGCACCACCAGAUGCAGCACUACUACACCAACCAGCUCUCUCCGACUCAGCCGCAAGCUCGCCCAAACAUGGGAUACUACCCGAGCCAAAUGGUUAUGAACCACCCGCAGCAUAAUCAGAUCCCUCAAGGGUACUACUAUCCUCCAGCUGGCCACUACUCCCAGAAUCAAGCUCUUCACAAUCCCAUGGUCUCGGCACAGUACAUGGGAACGAACACCGGACACAGCGACCCUAGAGUCAUGCCUCAGAUGCCCAACGGAAUCGACCCUAGCGGACAUGCGAUCUGGGUUGGAAAUCUUCCGCCUCAAACCGACCUCAUGAACCUCGUCCACCACGUGUGCAAGGAGGCAAACGGCCUCGAGUCCCUAUUCUUGAUAUCGAAGAGCAACUGUGCAUUCGCCAACUUCAAAGACGAACAAACAUGCGUGACGGCUCAACAAAAAUUACACGAUUCUAAAUUCCAGUCCGUUCGCCUGGUCAGCCGCUUGCGCAAGAGCACUGUCGAGGGCGCAACAGGUGUUACAGCACCUACAGGCCCAGCGGCCUCUUCUGGAUCGCAAACGCCUCACGAUGUCGCUGCACCGCCAAGCGCUACUGAAGCUACUCCCGAAGUGGUAGUGGCAGAGUCCAAUGAUGUCAAGCCCGUCACCGCAGUAGAAGCAACAUCUCAGAAGGAUAAGUUCUUCAUCCUGAAAAGUUUGACUGUGGAGGAUCUCGAGCUUAGUGUCAGGACGGGGAUCUGGGCAACCCAGUCUCACAAUGAGGAUACGCUGAAUGCCGCUUUCAAUGCCGUCGACAAUGUUUACUUGGUGUUUUCUGCGAACAAAUCGGGCGAAUAUUUCGGAUACGCAAGAAUGACAUCUCAAAUUAACGAAGACCCGGACGCCGCUAUCGAGUUUGCCCCCAAGGCACAGUCCGCUAACGAUGUCGACUUGCCGAAGGCAAUUCCUACCGAAUCCACAGAGUACGCGCCCAAGGGCAGGAUCAUUGAUGAUUCGGCCCGUGGCACCAUCUUCUGGGAAGCAGAGCGUGAGGAUGGAGAGAGUGGUGACGAGGAAGAGGAAACCGAAAUGGAACAGAGCGAUGCGAGCAGCCGUAAGAGCGGGAACCAAGAAGCCGAUGGUAACACCAAGGCUUGGGGGAAGCCCUUCAAACUCGAAUGGCUGUCGACGGCACGACUGCCAUUUUACCGCACCAGGGGUCUUCGUAAUCCAUGGAACUCGAACCGCGAGGUCAAGAUCGCGAGAGACGGCACCGAGCUGGAACCGUCCGUCGGAAGAAGGCUGAUUGGGCUCUUCAAUAGAGUUCAGAGUCCUGGUCCAGGUUCAGUGCCGGCUAUGCGACCCGGAAUGGCGAUGAUUGCAGGAUAUCCGCCCAUGAGGCCACAGUACCAACAAUAA
This is a messenger RNA of Colletotrichum lupini, 1839 nucleotides long. RefSeq lists its product as uncharacterized. The record is from RefSeq and is a predicted model, not a curated record. Gene Ontology annotation, molecular function: N6-methyladenosine-containing RNA reader activity; mRNA binding. Gene Ontology annotation, biological process: mRNA splicing, via spliceosome; regulation of alternative mRNA splicing, via spliceosome. Bases 1 to 1839 code for a protein of 612 amino acids. The transcript has 3 exons. Gene Ontology annotation, cellular component: nucleoplasm. NCBI's taxonomy places the organism in Eukaryota, Fungi, Ascomycota, Sordariomycetes, Glomerellales, Glomerellaceae.